CUUCUAAGAGCCACCCAUAUACCCACCAAAAGAGCUGUUAUACCCCUUUUUAUUUAUUAAUAUUUAUAAGUUAUAAUCUUUUUGACUUUUAAUAUAUGAUAACCGAGUGACUGGUCUAAUACCAAAAUAACUGGAGAGGGAGUUGGACAGAAUAUUCAAACUAGCCUGACGGUCCCAGGAAGUCUUUAAAAUUUUGUGUAAUUUUGUCAUGCUCUUUCAUGUGUUGAUGGGCGUAUAUAUGUGUUGAUGAAAUCAGAAGAAAAAAUAUAUGUAAAACAAGCGUGAUUGGGAUGAAAGUAUUGUAGAGAAAACAACUGAAAACGCUAAAAAUGCGCGGGAAUGUUAACAAAGGGAAGUCUUUAGCUGUGAGGAAGAGGAAGAGGAGGGGUUGGGCAAGCGAGUCCUUGAUUGUUGUCCAAUCAUCGUUUGACAGCGUUCCGAGGGGCGGAGCUUCUCCUACUUUGAAUGUCGGAGUCUAAAUAAGCGGCUGCGCGCGGCUCCUCCUCAUUCUUCAGUCGUACUCGAAGAGAAGAGCGAUGCCUGAGCCAGCAAAGUCCGCCCCGAAGAAGGGAUCCAAGAAAGCCGUGACCAAGACGGCCGGCAAAGGAGGCAAGAAGCGCAGAAAGACCAGGAAGGAGAGCUACGCUAUCUACGUGUACAAGGUGCUGAAGCAGGUCCACCCCGACACCGGCAUCUCCUCCAAGGCGAUGGGCAUCAUGAACUCGUUCGUCAACGACAUUUUCGAGCGCAUCGCCGGUGAGUCGUCCCGUUUGGCUCAUUACAACAAGCGCUCCACCAUCACUUCCAGGGAGAUCCAGACCGCCGUGCGUCUGCUUCUUCCCGGCGAGCUGGCCAAGCACGCCGUGUCCGAGGGCACCAAGGCCGUCACCAAGUACACCAGCUCCAAGUAGAAAGCGGAGAAGACUUUCUCAACCCCAACGGCUCUUUUAAGAGCCACCCACGGUUUCAUAUAAAGAGCUUUUUUUGUGUUUCAUGUAACGCGAGAUAAUCGUUCGACGAAAGUUGGGUAACUUUGUUUGAGUCCGUGUUCCCGCGCAAUUUCUCAGUCUCCUUAUGUAAUACAAGGUUCACUAAAACUGACUUUAUUUUGAUGUUUGUGUUUUGGCGUAGUUUGAAUAAUCAAGUGAGUUCAGCAUAUGGUAAAAUGUUGGUUAAUAUAAUAAUAUACUAAUACUACUAAUAUACUAAUUCUCUGACUUAAUGGGGAUGAUAGAAAACAGCAGCUAAGAAUGCGCGGGAAGAUUAAGAAAAGGAAAGUGUUUAGCAGGAGGGGGAGGAGGGAGGAGGGAGUUGGGCAAGUUGAAGAUAUGUAGAGAUUUUUGUAAUAUUGCCAUGUAGAGGGUCGAGUUUAACACCCCUGCUUUAUUGUGUGGUUAGUGGUGUGUUAUGUACUAAAAUCUUAUAUAAAUGUGUUUCUACCUGAAAUGUAUAUUAUACAGAAAAAACAGAGGCCUCUUUUAGUUAUCAUGCUUCUAUGUUGUGGAACUCCAUUCCACCUUUUAGUAAACAGCUCAGUGCACACUUUUAAGACACAUUUGAAAGCGUAUCUCUAUUUUCUUGUUGUUUCUUUUCUUCCUUUACAUGCAUUUGUGGAUAGAAAAUGGGUGCCCAGUUAUGUAUGUUUGUAUUAUUACGAGCUGUUUAUUUACAUAUUAUGUUAGUGUUCUUGUGUGUUUUAUACAUUUGAAGGCUUUCCAGAGUGGAGUCAGAAGAGGCCUGUGUGUGUGUGUGUGUGUGUGUGUGUGU
Messenger RNA from Pygocentrus nattereri (red-bellied piranha), 1767 nucleotides. Its product is annotated as histone H2B-like. Gene Ontology annotation, cellular component: nucleosome. Bases 537 to 911 code for a protein of 124 amino acids. The record is from RefSeq and is a predicted model, not a curated record. The transcript has a single exon. Gene Ontology annotation, molecular function: DNA binding; structural constituent of chromatin; protein heterodimerization activity. Lineage: Eukaryota; Metazoa; Chordata; Actinopteri; Characiformes; Serrasalmidae.